This is a messenger RNA of Vitrella brassicaformis, 1661 nucleotides long. The record is from the annotation of a GenBank genome assembly. Lineage: Eukaryota; Vitrellaceae.
AAUGUUGCACGAAAAUCGCCAAAAUCAUGGCGUCGGCGGCGAACCGCAGGCAUACGACUUAACUACAGCUGAUGGCUUAAGCCGCCUGCCCUGUCCAUUCACAGGAACGACCUGGUAAUAUUCACACUCUUCCCGUGCUGCGGGGACGUCCAGCCUGUGUCAGCAGAGGAGAUAUGCACGUGAAGGUUGGACGCCUCCAUCUGUCUUUCUGUCCUCCCUCCCACCGGUGUUCAAAAUGCCGCCGGUCGAGCGUCAUGACGAGCUUCUUGGGCGGGGCUGCCUCGUCCUUGUACACCAACCACUGGGUGUCACCACACAAGGGCACAGAGCAAUGAGACGGACCGACACACCACUGACUGAUUGCAUUUGUGGCUGUCGCACCUUGGCGACGGUGGUGGCCCCAUUCCAGCUGAAGUGGAUCCUCGGCAUCUUGUCCUUGUUGCUGCUGUCAAGGACGAGGGAUGGCGGCCAGUGCGGCUCGCCCCACCACUGGUCAUACGUGUACUUGUGGGCGCUGUGGCUGUUCUGCCCGUCCUCCAAAUACAUCUCCAUCACUACCUCCCCUGUGCACGCAGGAAAGAAACGCAUGGGUGGGCCACAUGUACAUUGUCUGUCUGUCUGUGCCCAUGCUCCAACCAUUCGGUUUGACUUCGGUGUAGAAAGGCGCUGCCCAGUUCCUGAAGCUGCAACGAGAGAACGGAGCCGUCAGCGGACACAGUGAUGCCAAACCAAACACUGAGUGGUCCCUACCCGGGCCCGACUCCCAUGCCUCCCCAGCAGACGACUGUGUUGCCAUUGGCGAGCCUGUAUAGAGAUCGGACAGACGCAGUCCGUUGGUGUCCUGUACCAUGUCAGCUUUCACUGAGUACAGACCUCUGUGUGCUCCCGUUGGCCAGCGAGUAGAUGCUGCGAUUGGCACUGUACUGCCAAAUCUUAGUGGCGGUUUUGCCCUUGUGGUCGAGCUCGUACUCGACGGCUCUCGCAAAGCCCUCAUCCGACUCGACGUGGUUAUCGAGCAUUAGAAUCCCUGGUGGACAAGGACAGGAAGGCAUAUGAAUGGGCUACUGGUCGACCAGAAGGACGUGUGCUCAUCCGUACUGUUGGUCUCCCUCUCUUGCGCAUCGUGCUGCAGAGUGAAGGGGCGGUGCUCGUUGGUGUACUUGAAGUCGCUGAACCCAUGAUGGGCGCCGAAUCGCCACAUGAUGUCGCCGGUGCCCCUGUCGACCUUGAUCACGCCUAUGUGCACGAAUGCCACGCAGAUAUGCAAUGCUGCUGAGUCCGUGUGUUGGGUGCUGACCCAUGUGCCUGAAUGAGAUGAUGAUGUUCCCGUCGGCUGCCCACGACGCAGCGUUAGGAUGCUGACAGCAGCAUAUAGGCAUGUUGUAUGCAUGACGAGAGAUGAGAGCCUGGCCAGGCCCUCUCCUCACCGCUAGAUUGCCAUCUUUGUUGCGCACGGUGUAUUUGAGCAUCUGCUCGACGGUUAGGUGGUCCCACUAAGCACAAAGAAACCAAGGGGUAAAAAUGGGCGCGCACAUCUGUGUACGUUAGCUACCAUUCGCCAUUCGAAAAUGACGUUGCCGUGUUUGUCUUGCUCCGUGACAGUAGCCCCGCGUAUGAAGACCCUGUUACCCUUGGCAUCGCGGGCCUCUUGCGGGUCGACG